Entamoeba nuttalli P19 is the source of this 525-nucleotide messenger RNA. Its product is annotated as transcription factor BTF3, putative. The record is from RefSeq and is a predicted model, not a curated record. NCBI's taxonomy places the organism in Eukaryota, Evosea, Mastigamoebida, Endamoebidae. The coding region runs from base 1 to 525 and encodes 174 amino acids. Gene Ontology annotation, cellular component: nascent polypeptide-associated complex; cytosol. The transcript has a single exon.
AUGCCAAAGACUAAUAAGACAAGCAGACAAACAGUUUUAAAUACUGCCUAUGCACCAACUUCAGGUGCUUCUAAAAAGAUUACUGUCAAUGGUAAAACUGUUACUGUUACAGCUAAUACUCACGUUGGUAAAUCAGCCCCAAGAAUGAAAGGAAAAGUUGAACACAAAGGAGCCGCUGCUGAAACUAAGAAACUCGAAGCUGCUAUUAAAACAUUGAAAGGCCAACAUAUUGGAGGAAUCGAUGAAUGUGAAAUGAUUCAAAAGAAAGAUGGACAAUAUAAAAUUACUAACUGGAAAAACCCAAAGAUUAUGUGCACUAGUGAAGGUGGAGUCUUCUUUGUUACUGGUGCUAAUAAAGUAGAAGAAAUGACUGAAGAACAAUUCAACAAAGCCGCCCAAGCUCAAAUUGAAGAAAUUACUAAACAAUUUGCUGCCCCAGCUGCUGAAGAAAAGAAGGAAGAAGAAGUUAAAGAAGAAAAGAAAGAAGAGGCUGAAGCCCCAGCUGCUGAAGAAAAGAAAGAAUAA